CAUCAUUUCGACACGCACGCCCUUGUCACCCGCCUCGAAUCGUCCGGCAUGCCACGAGCGCAAGCGGACUCCCUCGUCGCUGCAUUGGACGAUGUCAUCUCUGAGAGCCUGCGGCAGCUCGAGAAGGGGUGUGUGGGCAGGGAAGAAGGGGAGAAGUGGAGAUAUGCGCAGAAGGUCGACUUCGCCCGUCUCAAAAGCGAAAUUCAGCUGCUUGAACGCAAUGACUUUGCGAUGAUGAAAGCCGAGAACGAGCGUCUCAUGGCCGACGUCGAGAAGCUCAAGCAACGCCUUCGCGAGGAGAUUACCCGUACUACUGCUGGCGUUCGAUUGGAUCUAAACUUGGAGAAGGGAAGGAUAAGGGAUGAGAGUAGUGUGCAUGCGCUGAAGAUCAAGGAGGUCGACACGAGGAUUGAGAGUGAGAUUGCUGGGCUAAGGACGAGCAUUCAGAGUGCGAAGUUCAACGUGCUCCAAUACCUCGUCGGUGUCGCCACGGGUGCUGGCGCUCUCCUUCUCGCCUUCAUGCGCUUC
Molecule: messenger RNA, 528 nt
Organism: Jaminaea rosea
Lineage: Eukaryota; Fungi; Basidiomycota; Exobasidiomycetes; Microstromatales
Product: DUF1640-domain-containing protein
Exons: 3
Cellular component (GO): mitochondrion
Source: RefSeq, a predicted model, not a curated record